Molecule: messenger RNA, 4714 nt
Organism: Acipenser ruthenus (sterlet)
Lineage: Eukaryota; Metazoa; Chordata; Actinopteri; Acipenseriformes; Acipenseridae
Product: zinc finger protein 79-like
Exons: 2
Coding region: 501-1820 (439 amino acids)
Biological process (GO): regulation of transcription by RNA polymerase II
Molecular function (GO): DNA-binding transcription factor activity; RNA polymerase II cis-regulatory region sequence-specific DNA binding
Source: RefSeq, a predicted model, not a curated record
AGCUGCAGAGUCACUUACAACAACGUCUCACCUGAAAGACGGAGCACAAGGAGGUUAAGUGACUUGCUCAGGGUCACACAAUGAGUCAGUGGCUGAGCUGGGAUUUGAACCGUGGACCUCCUGGUUACAAGCCUGUUUAUUUAACCACUGGACCACUCAGCCUCCUAAAAGGAACAAUAAGCUCCUAACAACCAGGUUUGAGGACAAAAUGACUCCUUGCUGAUCAGUCUUUAAGAGAAUGUAUUAUAAAACACCAAACAUACUUAUUAAACGAAAAGAGAACUAUAGUAACUUUCAUCCAUCAUUCUUGAGAUUAGACAGAUACAAUCCUCUGGUAUUAUAAAAACGUAUUACAAGAAAUUCUGUGUCCCUUCAAUAGUAAAGCCAGCCCUGCUAUUAAAUCCAGGUUUUGUCGGUCCCUUGAAUGGCCUUAGUAGCACUAUAUUUAAAUAAAUGCAUUUCUUUUUCAGCUGCUACUAAGCAGAAUCCCGUGUGCUGCCAUGAACAGUGUGGAGAUGGAAUCUGUCCAGAUUAAAGAGGAGUUCUCUGAACCUGAACUUGUCCCCUUUAGAGCGGAGGUCUCUGGGCUGGCUUCCCUUCCCAUUAAACAGGAGCUCUGUGAGAUGCAGUGUGACAGCAGUCAGUCAGAGGUCUCUGAGAUUAAAGCUGAGCACAAUGAAUUGGAGAUCUCUCAGACAGAAGAACCCCUUCCUGUGAAACAAGAAGAGGUGCUGGAAAUUAACCAUAUUAAACAGGAGCCCCCUGAAGUAGAGUUUGCCCACAUGGAACCAGGGAAGGAAGAAUCCGAGGACUUCAAACCAAACAUCCCUGAGCUGGAGAGAGUCUGCGUGAGAGAGCAAGGUGCUGGAGAGGAAGGCUCUCCCAACAGCAUGCAAGGAGGUGGAAAGGAAGAUGGGCAGUCACAUUCAGAAUGCAGUCUAGCAGGUUCCAGUCCAGCAGCUAAAGCGAGGGCAGGCGGUGGAGAAUAUCCUGACUGUGGUAAAGGUUUAACGCAGUUAGGGCAUUUAAACAAAACCCAGCGAACUCACACAGGCGAGAAACCGUAUUGCUGCACUGACUGUGGGAAGAGUUUCAGUCAUUCAAACAGCCUUGUUUUACACCAGCGAAUUCACACAGGAGAGAAACCGUAUCACUGUUCUGACUGUGGGAAGAGUUUCAGUCAGUCAAACAGCCUUGUUUUUCACCAGCGAACUCACACAGGAGAGAAACCGUAUCGCUGCUCUGACUGUGGGAAGAGUUUCAGUCGGUCAAACAGCCUUGUUUUACAUGAACGAACUCACACAGGAGAGAAACCAUAUCACUGCUCUGACUGUGGGAAGAGUUUCAGUCGGUCAAACAGCCUUGUUUUACACCAGCGAACUCACACAGGAGAGAAACCAUAUCACUGCUCUGACUGUGGGAAGAAUUUCAGUCGGUCAGGCAGCCUUGUUUCACACCAGCGAACUCACACAGGAGAGAAACCGUAUCGCUGCUCUGACUGUGGGAAGAGUUUCAGACAGUUAGGCAGCCUUGUUUCACACCAGCGAACUCACACAGGAGAGAAACCGUAUCACUGCUCUGACUGUGGGAAGAGUUACAGUCAGUUAGGAAGCCUAAAAGGACACCAGCGAACUCACACAGGAGAGAAACCGUAUCACUGCUCUGACUGUGGGAAGAGUUUCAGUUGGUCAGACAGCCUUGUUUCACACCAGCGAACUCACACAGGAGAGAAACUGUGUCUCUUAAACAAGCCCUUCCAAAACACCAGUGAAUUCACAGAGGAGAGAAACCUUAAAGACUGUUUUGUGUAUCACUCUUAACCCUUUGCGGUCCAUUUUUUCAGCAUGUAUGUUUUGUGUAUCACUCUUAAGAGCAUGCAUUUUAAAUUGUAAAAAUGCAAAUCCACUCUCUUGCUCUCUGUCAAAGUGGGCAGUGACGUGAACACGUCACAAGAGGCUUCUCUGCUGUCAGUUUAACUCAGGCUGUCAAUGCAGUCAGUGCCUGGGAGCGGGAAUAUGCAGAAAGGAAACGAUUCACACCUCAUCUGAUGGACGAGUCAGGAGAAAUCAAUAACUCAGUGUGGAAAUGAGUUUCAGGAUUUAACAUUUGAACUUCAUUAACUUGAAAAUAAAUAAAUUGAUGGGAAUGAGUAUCCAGACCCCUGAUGUAGCAUCCUAGAGACGAGACUGCAGCGUCCUUACUGGGCAACCACCUGGAGGAUGUGUCUUGUAAAGUCAUCACGUUUCAAAAACGAAUGAAAACUGAUAGUGUCGCAUGACUGUAUUAUGACAUGAAUGAGUGAAUAUUGCGUGACGUGUCGCUUUGCAGUGUGCAUUGUCCAUGCUUGUGUUUGUGUUGCUUUUGUAAAGUGCCCCGAGUAAUAGCAGUGCAGUGUAACGGAUGUGCAAUGGAUGUAUUUAUUUUUUUGAAUGUAAUAAGAUUGAGUUUUAUUGUGUGAUUUUUAUCAUUUUUACUGUUGCACUGUCCCUUUAAACUCCAGGAAGACUGUUGGUCUCAAUAGUAAUUGCAGUGCUAAUUCGUAAUGGGGCCAGCUGUAUAAGAACAGGUGGGAUUAAUCAGUGCGAGGGCGAUCGGGUUUGAGAGAUUUGUGAGCUGAGAGCACGGGUCGGGGAACUACUGUUUGGUAAGGAUUGUAACUUUUCAAGUGUAAUACUGAGGCGCUGUGAAUUGGCUGAAGCGCUAGAAGUUAAUGGUAAACUAUUCAUAUUGAAUAGUUUGGUCCGCUCUAUAUUGGAGUGGUUUCAGUGAAGUAUCCCCCGUACUCUUAGACGUCGGUCGCAAUUGUAUGGGGUUGAUUACAAAAGAGAAUGUGCAUUGUCUGUAUUCUGAGUUUGUAAUUACGAUCCUGUGAAUUUUGAUGUAAUUAUCUGAGCGCUGCAUACAAACUUUUUUUCUGUGUUAUUGGUUGUUUUAGACUUUUAGAGUAGCGUCUUUGUCCUGAUUAUCCUAACUGUAAUUGUGUAUGUGUUUACAAUGUAUAGUUAUGAGAGGUCUGUUAACUGUUGAUUGCACACCUGCACUUUAUCAACUUGUGUAUUAACGAAAAUAGCGGCUAUUGGAGGGUUUAAGCAUUAUAGGCAUUUUUUAGGUUGCAUGACGUUUUCUGUUCUAUGAAAAUCACUGAUUAUGACUUUUUUUUAGUGUGUUAUUUAAGGUUUGUUUUAUUGUUUGGAAUUGUGUUUGUGGAAACCACUAUUUGCUUGAAGGCUGUUAUUUAAAAGUGUUAUUGUGCUGUGAAUUAUCUUUUUAUUUAGAAGUGUUGGUGUGACAUGACUUAGUUUAAAGUAUCCUAGUGCUUAGGGUCUGAUGGGAUCGCUCUUGGUUAAUAAUCUGCUGCUAUAGUUUAAAGGUUGCUGCUAUCAAAUCUGCUGCUAUAGGUAAAAGCUGUGAUAUUUUGUUUAAAUAAAAUUCUUGUUUUUAUACCUUGUUGUCCUCACUUUACACACUGUGCUGUCUUGAUUUUUAAAGAACCUGUUAUUUAUUUGGAGUUAUAUUAACUUCAAAUUGGCGUAGUCAUUAAUCCUACUUAAAUUGGUUAUUUAAGAUAGUCAAUUUAAUUAUAGGGAUAACUGAGGGGGUUAUCCUUGGUUAACUAGUGAACAGUGUUUUGGACGGGGGGCGCUACAGCAGCAGGCAUGUGUACGGAUCUUGGGUACAGAAAGUCAUAGCGGUUUCAUCCCUGGCUCUUUCUUGCUCUUUUGCAGUAUCUUGCACUCGGUGACAAAUUCCCAAUGAAAAUGUAGCUGAGCUAUGACUAUUAAUCAGGGUUCGUACGCUAGUCUGGAAGUCUGGAAAAAGUAUGAAAAAAUGCAAAACUGAUUUCCAGGGCUUGAAAAUGCUUGAAAAACCACGUCUCCGUUAUGAAAGUCUUGAAAAAGUCUGGAAUUUUACUAGCAUCACGGGAAAAUUAAAAUGAUUCUGCGAUUACUUUUAUUAUUAAUAGUAAUUGAUCUCUAAAGCGGGUCAGCAGCUCUAGCAGUAACUGUCUAGGCAAUUUACUAGUAGCAGCUAUGUUGCUUGUGACCAAAUCCCGCGAGGAUUGCCCCGUGUAUCACCCCUGACAACGUCCUCACAACUCAAAAGCAAUCCUAUCCAGUCAGCGCACUGGUAUAUGUCACAUUACUGUCUGCUCCAGUGAAACGAAGGGUAAAAUGGACUCUACGACAGCCAAGGCUAUGAUUUUUUAAACAAAGUUACAGACUGGAAUUACAAGCUACUGUACUCUGCUCACCGAGAUUCACAUUGUGUUAUCUUGUUGUUACCUUUAUUAAAUCGUUAAUGUUAUUUCCCAACCCAGGAAAAAAAAUCGAAUACGAUAGUUGGGGUGUAUUCAAACUGGGUUCAUUUCAAACAUCCUCAGUUCGGUUCGUUUGCUUUGAAGCAGUGUAUCAAUGUGCUAGCUGUUCACACUUGCCUUGUAUACAAACGUACUGAGUUCGUUUGGAAAUUAACUGGGGCUCAUUUUCGUGGUUCACUUCCAUGUUUUCCCAGGACUCAGUUCACUUGUGUUCAUAUUGAAAUAGUCAGGGCAGCAGUGUGGAGUAGUGGUUAGGGCUCUGGACUCUUGACAGGAGGUUUGUGGGUUCAAUCCCAGGUGGGGACACUGCUGCUGUACCCUUGAGCAAGGUACUUUACCUAGAUUGCUCCAGUAAAAACCCAACUGUAUAAAUGGGUAAUUGUAUGUAAAAAAUAA